AUGGGUAUUACCCAGCCCUUGGCAGCCAGACGGUGCCAGGUGGACCUUCAGCCCUGCCUGCAGCAUGGAAACAAGCCUCGCCCUGUCCGCUCGGUCGGGGCAAGGUGGACAGAACCUGUCCCCGAGCUUUUUGCUGCACACGGCGUUACUGUGAAGACGAAGCAUACAGCAAGCAUCAAGGUGCCUUUCAAGGCAAAGCCAAUGCCAAAAGUCACAUGGUUUAAAGAUAGUAUUGAGGUGACAGAGGAAGAGAAAGUGGAGAUGGAGAAAGCCAGUGACUGUGUUACAAUCAAAACCUGUAUGAGAGAAGACAGUGGAGCCCUUACGUUGAAUCUGAAAAAUUACUGUGGCUCGGCUUCUGGCAAUCAUUACCUCAACUUUGUUAACAAACUAAAACCCCCACAGGGGAAAGCAGAGUUUCUGUAACACACAGAAAAUGUAAAAUGGAAGGCACCCAAAGGCAAUGGAGGAAAGAAAGUGACUCACUCCAUCAUCAAGAGGAGGAUGGCUGAAGAAAAAAUCAAAGUAGGGGUGGUGGAGAGCAACUACACCACAUUUAAAUGGAGGAAGGGAAACCUACAAUUCAGAAUAGAUGCCAUCAACUCUGAGGGCGUCAUCAAGCCGCUGGAAACAGAAAUUUUUGCUGGAGGACCAAUUAGCCAGCUGUUUUUAAUGUGGUUUCACAAGCCUCUGAGACAGGUGUGUCAGCCUCCAGUUGUAGAUGUCAGAAAAGAAGAAGAUGUCACCAUCACCUGGAACUUCCCAGCCCAGGAUGGAGGCUCCCCAGUGCAAGGUUAUGUCAUAGAAAAAAGGAAGAAAGGCAGCCAUAUUUGUGUCCCAAUCACCAUGGAGCCAGUCCAAGGUACCAGAUUCAAAGUGGAUGGUUUUCUGGAGGAUAGAGAUGAGUUCUGUGUGAUAGCUGUGAACCGUGCAGGCUCUGAACUUCUCAGCAUGCCCUCACCCUCCAUUGCAAAGGAUCCCAUCAAGCCUCCAGAACUGCUGAAGGUGAUGGAUUUUUCCAACUCCAGCAUUUCCUUAGCCUGGCAGGAGCUAGAGCAUGGAGAUGUGCUGUCAGGAUACAUACUAGAGAUGUGAGCUAAGGACACCAAGAAAUGGACAAAAUGCACCAAGAUCCCUACCUCUAGUACCAUUUACACUGUGGAAAGCUUCAGGAGGGACAGGUGCUACUUCUGAACCGGAGCUGUGAAUCAAGCUGGUGUGGGAGAAGCAGCAGAGUUACAGGAAGGAAUUCUAGCAAUGCCACCUUCAGUCUCCAUUUUGGAACUGCACAACCAGUCCGUGCAGCACGGUUUUGUUACCACAUCUCCAAAUAGAGAAACACCAAAAAAUUCCAGAGAGACUGCAGGCUCCAGACAAAUUUGCCUGGUGUGGAACGGCAACUUGCAGUACUGUACUGAAGAGUAUAAGGAGUCCUAUAAGAAACAGACAUUAUACAAAAUUGUUUAUGGCAGAAGGUUUGAUUUGACUGUGAGGCUGAAGAGCCACAUGGUGGUUUGUGCAGGGACAGCACCAUGUAUUCAUACAUGUUUCCCUGGCUCCCCACCACUACCAGUGAUGUGGCAAAAAGAAGUCAUAUCAACAAGAGGGAGGACAAGAACCAUUCCCAGCCUUAUCCACAGCACCAAGCAACUUGUUUCUGACCUGUACCAGAUUAUCCUCAAGAAUAGUUACAGGGAAGCCCUUUACGAUGUUCAAAUGCAAGCUGCAGAUUUCCCCUGACCACCCACUAAUUUGCAGCUGGUCGAAGAAGUCCCAAACACUGUGACCCUAAACUGUAGCUCAGAGGCAGAAGAUGACUAGCAGACUGAUUAUGGUGUCCUGAAAUGUGAUGUCAGUACCACCACAUGGUUCACAGCUGCAGAGCAGGUCUACAGCAAUAAGUACACUGUCACAGGCCUGCUCCCAGGGAGGAAAUAAUUCUUCUGAGUCAUUGUCUGCAAUGACACCGGGGACACUGACCCUCUGGAUUCACAGGCGCAGUGGUACAUCUCCAAAGACAGAGGUAUAUCGCUAACCUACUCUGCACCUCAGGUCCCCACCUGGGGAAUAGACACAAGAACACCUCCGGUCCUAGCCCAUCCAUUUGUUGGCAAUCUCUUCAGGACCAGGCUUCCUUUUACUACAGCCCUCCUUGAUCUACGUAACCAGACCAUGGGUAUGUUGCUUUGGCUACCUGUGCAGCUGAGAGAGAGCACUUCCAGUUACGUGGCUGUAGUCAUGUUCUUGUAUGGAAGUAAUCUAGGCCUGGAUUUUACAUAG
Messenger RNA from Pelecanus crispus (Dalmatian pelican), 2280 nucleotides. The record is from RefSeq and is a predicted model, not a curated record. Lineage: Eukaryota; Metazoa; Chordata; Aves; Pelecaniformes; Pelecanidae.